Stereum hirsutum FP-91666 SS1 is the source of this 2380-nucleotide messenger RNA. RefSeq lists its product as uncharacterized. Gene Ontology annotation, cellular component: PAN complex; P-body. The transcript is spliced from 16 exons. Gene Ontology annotation, molecular function: metal ion binding; protein kinase activity; ATP binding. The coding region runs from base 39 to 2042 and encodes 667 amino acids. Gene Ontology annotation, biological process: mRNA processing; protein phosphorylation; nuclear-transcribed mRNA poly(A) tail shortening. The record is from RefSeq and is a predicted model, not a curated record. Lineage: Eukaryota; Fungi; Basidiomycota; Agaricomycetes; Russulales; Stereaceae.
GCGACGACGAGCAGCUCUUGCCCACCGCGCCGGCCGAUAUGGCUUUCUUUGCAAGGCCUCAGUCUGCUAAUGCUGCUAUUAAAAUUGUUGCGCCCACCAAUAUUGCAGAAGCUCAUUCGCGAUUGGCAUCUAAGAAGGACAACACGCAACGACAGUGUAGAAAUAUACUCAUAUAUGGAUCCUGUAAGUUUGAAGAUAAAGGUUGUGUUUACUAUCACCCGCCGCGUGCAUCCACGCCGCCGCCGCUUCCUCAAUCUCAACCGACCACGCCAUCGAACCCAUCGCUCUCCCAGGCUGUCAACGCACCUGUAUUCGUACCAAAGUCUUCCACGCUCCCUACCUCUCCAACUCCUCCAUAUGCGCAGGCGCGAACCCCGACAUCUGCUUUCACAUCGCCCACCCUCGACGCCACAGAAUACGACGACAAUGACCAUUACGAUGCCUCGAACUAUUAUAACCACACUGAGGAAGGCGACGCGGACCUAUUGACGGAUUCCAUGCAAUAUAUGGACAUUGGUACCUACGACAUGCAGGAUGCGGAAGGACAAAUGAUGAUGCCCCCGGAGUAUGAUCCUCAUAACUACUACGCGAGCUAUCCCGCGCAACCCACCUUCAUUCGUCAACCUCUCCAUUAUCACUUAUACACCCACCCGCCACCGAACGCCGCCCCCACUUCUCAUUACGUCUCACCCGACCUCAGGGCAGACCUUACGCAGCGUUCGGAGACACUUCUUACUCUCCCCGCACCAGGGCUCAAUCUUCCCGAGGAAAUUCAAGGGUACCACACACUUGUGCCUUUGGAGAACACGGGAGGUGAGAGGAGGAAGUUUGGAAACUGGUAUAGCACCGUCUAUAGGGCCAUCGGAAAGGAUGGCAAGGGUUAUGUUCUCCGACGCGUUGAGAACUUCCGCUUGUUACACCAGGCAGCUUUCGCAGCGGUUGAUCAGUGGUCUCGCAUGCGCCAUCCGAACAUCGUCCAUCUCCAUGAAGCCUUCACCACUCGUGCUUUUGGUGAUAGCUCCCUUGUCGCCGUUUACACCUAUCAUCCGAACUCUCUCACCCUCUAUGAUGCUCACAUCAAGCCGAAGGCCCCAUCCUUCCAGAAUGGACGUCUUCAAAGCGCACCCAUUCGGGUACCAGAAGAUGUCCUGUGGUCCUAUAUCAUCCAGAUCGCCAGCGCGAUGAAGAAAGCUCACGAAACCGGGAUGGCGCUCAGGAUGGUUGAUGUCACGAAGAUCAUCGUCACAGGCCAUAAUCGGAUUCGCAUCAGUGCCUGUGGUCUGGCCGAUAUUCUCACGUAUAAUCCCGCCACAGCUCCAACUCCAACCCAGCAAACUUCAUUCACAGCGCCCCUUUCCACCUCUGCACCCCUCGCGGCCGUCGGCACCCCUCAAGCUCCCGGGGCGCCAGGUGCAUCCAACGCAGGUCUCUUGAGCAGCAUGCUGCAACAAGAGGAUCUGGUCAUGUUCGGGAGGCUCAUAUUUGGACUGUGUUGCUCCAACAUGGCGGCGGUAAAUAAUUUGCCGAAGAGCCUGGAGACGAUGAGCAAGCAUUAUAGUGCAGAUAUCAAGAAUGUGGCUUUGUUUUGCUUCAGUAAGGUUGGAGUCCAUAAGCAUGUGGGUCAGAUUUUCGAGAUGAUCAACCCGAAGUUGGUGCAUGAGCUGGACGAACUGCAGCAUGGUGUCGAGCAUCUCGAAAACGAGCUCGCCUCUGAAUUGGAGAAUGCUCGCCUUUUCCGUUUGCUUUGCAAGUUUGGUUUCAUCAAUGAACGGCCUGAAUUUGCUCGCGAUCCUCGAUGGAGCGAGACUGGCGACCGGUACAUUAUCAAGCUCUUUAGGGAUUAUGUCUUCCACCAAGUCGACGAGCACGGCAAACCCGUGGUUAAUAUGACACAUGUUCUUACCUGCUUGAAUAAGCUGGAUGCGGGCACGGAUGAACGCAUCAUGCUGGUGUCGAGGGACGAGCAAAGCGUACUGGUGGUGAGCUAUAAAGAGAUCAAGACCUACGUCGAUGCUGCGUUCAUGGAUCUGGCACGCAAAUGAUCAACCAUGAGCACCCCGCAAUGUCUCUACAUGACACGGACUACUACUGAAUCCUCUGCUCGUUUUGUUGUACCUAUCACCCGUCUACUACUCUUCGUUUCUUUAUUCGCUUUCGUUUGUUGCUAGUACUUGUCGUUGUAUAAUGCCGUUGCCGCUGUUGUUCGCUGUGGACAGAGAUGUAGGGUUGAGGGCUGUGAAGUUGUAGGGUCUUGUGAAUGCAAGGGAAAUGGAGCCGGGGGUCUGAGACUAGAGACCUGCCUUGCGGCGUUGGUGUAGGUAUGGCGAAAAUAGGUAGAAUUCUGAAAAAGACUGAGAAAUAGUAGCAAAAAUGCCAUCUU